Molecule: messenger RNA, 645 nt
Organism: Penicillium cataractarum
Lineage: Eukaryota; Fungi; Ascomycota; Eurotiomycetes; Eurotiales; Aspergillaceae
Product: putative C2H2 finger domain protein
Exons: 3
Coding region: 1-645 (214 amino acids)
Source: RefSeq, a predicted model, not a curated record
AUGCCACCGCGAGCCUUUACAAACCCAGCGCCAAAGACGGAAUCCGCGCGAUCCGCCCUAAGCUCCUUCACCUGCACCCUCUGCAACAAAUCCUACUCGCGCCACCCCGAAUACGAAGCCCACAUCUCCUCCUACGACCACCAACACCGCAAACGCCUCCAAGACCUAAAACAGCUUUCGCGGGACCCCAACGCCGCCGAAAAAGCGCGACGCGCUGAGCGCAAAGCAGAUGCCGAGGCUGGGCUGAAGGUUCUCGAUGCGCCGGGUGGAAAUGCUUCGGUGAAGGGUGUUAAGAGUGGAGGGGGCGCAGGAGGUGGAGGUGGGGGGUUCAAGAAGGGUGGGUUUAAGAGUUCGUUUUCGACGGUGAAGGGGCCUGUUGCGCCGGUUAGGAAGAAUGUUCUUGGCGAUGAUGAGGAGGAGGAUGAUAAUACAGGGGAGGUUGGUUCCGCAGGUGGGAAGGACAAGGCUGAUGGUGGUGUUGGAGGUCAGGGAACGCGCGGGGAGGAAGUUCGUCAAGAUGCGGAGAGUGAUACUGAUGAAGAGUACGCUCGAGAUCGAGACGGGGGAGGGUAUUAUGAUCCUCGAAGACCCACGGGCUGUUAUGCUGGAUGUGCUGGUCUGACGGAGGUCAAGGCUGUUUCAUGA